AUGUCAUACGGGACCCGCAACACGUCUGGCGCGGCCAAUUACCACGCCAGCAACGACCUUGUCGACCUCGUCGACCUGGACAGCAUGGACGACCCGUUCAGCGACCCGGCGCCACGGCCCGCCAACUCUGCCGCCGCGUUUGCCAACGUGGCGAAUGACUACGACGCGGCCGGGCCCUUGCACGACAACCCGUUCGACUCGGACGUUCUGAGCGACUACGAGAGCGACAAUUACGGCCCGGCAAACUCCAGUGGCGGCCUGCGCUCUGUGGUUGGUCAGAUACGGAACAAAAUGGGAAGAACCGCGUACGACAACGUGGACGACUCGCACGAGCCGUCGCGCAGCACGCCAGCCCCAGAAAUAGCCACCGACACCGCCAACGUGUUUGACAUCCGCAGGUACUUCCGCAAGCACAACAGUACCGACGACACGAGCCCGCGGACGAUCUACAUCAACGAUCCGCAGACAAACGCACGGCUUGGCUACUACGACAACCACAUCAGCACGACCAAGUACAACUUCGUCACGUUUGUGCCUAAGUUCCUGUUUGAGCAGUUCUCCAAGUACGCAAACCUGUUUUUCCUGUUCACGUCGGUGAUCCAGCAGGUUCCGUCGGUGUCUCCGACCAACAGAUACACCACGAUCGGUACGCUGAUGGUGGUGCUGCUAGUUUCCGCCGUUAAGGAGAUUACGGAGGACAUAAAGCGGAAUUCGUCCGACAACGAGCUGAACCGGUCCAAAAUAGAGGUGUUGGACAUCAAGACCGGCCAGUACGUGAUGAAAAAAUGGAUCAACGUCAGGGUCGGCGACAUUGUCAAGGUGAACAGCGAGGAGCCGUUUCCGGCGGACCUGAUUUUGCUGAGCUCGUCCGAGCCGGAAGGGCUGUGCUACAUCGAGACGGCGAACCUGGACGGCGAAACCAACCUGAAAAUCAAACAGUCUCGCGAGGAGACUGCCGGGCUGAUGUCGCCGCAGCAGCUGGUCCAGUGCCAGGGAAAAAUCCUCAGCGAGCGGCCCAACAGCAGUCUGUACACGUACGAGGGUACGUUGUAUCUGAACGGGCGCGAGAUCCCGCUGAGCCCAGACCAGCUGCUUCUGCGCGGUGCCAAUCUGCGUAACACGGUCUGGAUCCAGGGAAUUGUGGUUUUCACGGGCCACGAGACAAAGCUGAUGCGCAACGCGACCGCGGCGCCGAUCAAAAAGACCGACGUCGAGCGCAUCAUCAAUUUGCAGGUGAUAGCACUGUUUGGCAUUCUGCUGGUGUUGGCGGUGGUUUCGUCGCUCGGCGACAUUCUCAACAUUGCUUUCAUGAAAAAUCAUCUGGGUUACCUCUAUUUGGAAGGAACGAGCAAAGUGAAGCUGUUUUUCGCCGACAUUUUGACGUACUGGGUGCUCUUCUCGAACCUCGUCCCGAUCUCGCUGUUUGUCACCGUCGAGAUCAUCAAAUAUUACCAGGCGUAUCUCAUAGCUUCGGACCUCGACAUGUACUACGAGCCGACGGACUCGCCGACGGUGGUUCGCACGUCGUCGCUUGUCGAAGAGCUUGGCCAGAUCGAGUAUAUUUUCAGUGACAAAACGGGCACGUUGACCAGAAAUAUCAUGGAGUUCAAGACGUGUUCCAUCGGCGGCCGGUGCUACAUUGGCCAAAUCCCGGAGGACGGCCAAGCGAGCGUCCAGGGCGGCAUUGAGAUCGGCUAUCACACGUUUGAACAGCUGCAGAUCGACCGCAAGCAGCACAGAAACAGAAAAGUGAUUGACGAGUUUCUCACUCUGCUGGCUGCGUGCCACACGGUGAUUCCGGAAAUCAAAGGCGACAGCAUCAAGUACCAGGCCGCGUCGCCCGACGAGGGAGCUUUGGUCGAAGGUGCGGCGAUGCUGGGCUAUAAAUUCACCGUGCGCAAGCCGUCGAGCAUUAGCAUGGAGGUGGACGGCCAGGAGCUCACGUACGAGCUGCUCAACAUCUGCGAGUUCAACUCGUCAAGAAAAAGAAUGAGCGCCAUUUUCAGGUGUCCGGACGGCAAGAUCAGGCUGUAUGUGAAGGGCGCGGACACGGUGAUUUUUGCGCGACUGGCGGAAAACAACGAGUUUGUCGAGGCCACCACAAAGCAUCUAGAGGAAUUUGCUGUCGAAGGUCUGCGGACACUCUGUAUUGCCGCAAGAGUGGUUCCGGAACAUGAGUACCAGGAAUGGAGCCAGAUCUACAACAAGGCGUCGACGAGUCUGGAGAACCGGUCUGAGAAGCUGGACAGUGCUGCGGAACUGAUAGAAAAAGAUCUAUUUUUACUGGGUGCUACGGCCAUCGAGGACAAGCUGCAGGACGGCGUUCCGGAGACGAUCCAGGUUUUACAGGAGGCCGGCAUCAAGGUGUGGGUGUUGACGGGCGACCGUCAAGAGACGGCGAUCAACAUUGGAAUGAGCUGCAAAUUGCUGAGCGAGGACAUGAACCUGCUCAUUGUGAACGAGGAGAGCAAACGGGACACGAAACAGAAUUUGCUCGACAAAGUGGAGAUCCUGCGCAGCAACCAGCUGUCGCAGGACGACAUCAACACGCUGGCGCUGGUGAUAGACGGCAAGUCGUUGGGCUUUGCUCUGGAGGCCGAUCUUGAGGACCUGCUACUGGAAAUCGCUGUUCUGUGCAAGGCGGUGAUCUGCUGCCGCGUGUCGCCUUUGCAGAAAGCGCUCGUGGUGCGGCUCGUGAAGCGCAAGAAGCGUGCGUUGCUGCUGGCGGUCGGAGACGGUGCCAACGACGUGUCGAUGAUUCAGGCCGCCCACGUCGGCGUCGGCAUUAGCGGCAUGGAAGGCAUGCAGGCCGCACGCAGCGCAGACUUUGCGAUCGGCCAGUUCAAGUACCUCAAGAAGCUGCUACUAGUGCACGGCUCGUGGUCGUACCAACGACUGUCGCUGGCGAUUCUUUACUCAUUCUACAAGAACAUUGUGUUCUACAUGACACAGUUCUGGUAUGUCUUCAGCAACGGGUUCAGCGGCCAGUCGAUGGUGGAGUCGUGGACCCUCACGCUGUACAACGUGAUAUUCCUCGUGCUUCCGCCGCUCGUGAUCGGCAUCUUCGACCAGUACAUCACAGCCAACAUGUUGAACCAGUAUCCACAGCUAUACAAGAUCGGCCAGGCGGGCCAUUUCUUCAACGUGGAAAUUUUCUGGUCGUGGGCCGUUAACGGCUUCUACCACAGUGCCAUCAUUUACAUCGCGCUCAUCAAUAUUUUCAAGUACGGCAACCAGCUCGCCGACGGCACCACGAUGGACCACUGGGGAUUCGGCAUUGCCAUCUACACGACCUGUCUGGUGACUGCUCUGGGCAAGGCCGCUCUUAUUUCGUCCCAAUGGACCAAAUUCACGCUGGUGGCCAUUCCCGGCUCGCUCGCGCUACUGUUUGUGGUCCUGCCCGUCUACGCCAGCGUCGCGCCCCACGUCGGCGUCUCCAAGGAGUACUGGGGCGUAGUUCCGAAAAUAUUCGGCUCGCUCGUUUAUUGGAUGACUAUUUUAAUUGUGCCCGUGCUUUGUCUGCUCCGCGACCUGUUGUGGAAGUACUACAAACGCACCUGGAACCCGGAAUUCUACCACAAGGUGCAAAAAAUCCAGAAAUACCAAAUCCAGGAUCACAAGCCGCGGUUCUCCUCGUUCCAGAAAACCAUCCGCAAGGUCAGACAGGUGCACCGCAUGCGCAAGCAGCGCGGGUUUGCGUUUUCGCAGGACGAGGGCCAGGAGAACAUCAUCCGCAAGUACGACACCACCAAACGUCGCGGCACGUACGGCGAGCUCGACUAG
Molecule: messenger RNA, 3783 nt
Organism: Ogataea parapolymorpha DL-1
Lineage: Eukaryota; Fungi; Ascomycota; Pichiomycetes; Pichiales; Pichiaceae
Product: phospholipid-transporting ATPase DRS2
Exons: 1
Coding region: 1-3783 (1260 amino acids)
Biological process (GO): post-Golgi vesicle-mediated transport; intracellular protein transport; endocytic recycling
Cellular component (GO): plasma membrane
Molecular function (GO): magnesium ion binding; ATP binding; ATPase-coupled intramembrane lipid carrier activity
Source: RefSeq, a predicted model, not a curated record